Molecule: messenger RNA, 2969 nt
Organism: Cuscuta epithymum
Lineage: Eukaryota; Viridiplantae; Streptophyta; Magnoliopsida; Solanales; Convolvulaceae
Source: the annotation of a GenBank genome assembly
AAUAUUCUUUCUUCAUCCUUGCGAUAUACAACUGCAUAAAAAAUCAGAAGUAAAAACGAACAACACACUAGACAGACCAACUCACCCGAAGGUCGUACACUGUCUCUCUCCAACUUACCGUUAAAAAUAAUUUAUUUAUAUAAUCUCGUCGGCGGGGAAGCAUAAAUCUCCCGGAGAAAGAGCGACAGGCGCAAUAAAUCCCCCGGUUAAACCGCAUUACAUUAAAAGUCUCCACGACCGUUGACGCCUCGCUAUCUCUCUUUCGUUUAUAUUUCAUUGUCUUGCCUUAAUCUCCAACGCUCCUCCUCCUAAUCCUCCUCUUUCUCUCUCAACCGCACUCAAAGUUUAGCAGAAGUUAGUCCAAGUGGAUGUAGUUUUCCUGAAUCAUGGCUGUUGCCGGCUUACAUAACGUGUCUGCAUUUGACCAUUCUGCCCUUGGUGAAUCUCGGGCAUCCACUGUUCUGCAAAUGUGGAGGGAGAUGGAACAUAUGGGGAGUGAUACCCCCACCAGAUCUGGAGAUAGAAAUGGGCUGCUCAUGAGUGAAUAUGAAAAUUGCAACAGGAAAGAUGAGCCCAUUGAUCUUGCGGAGAUUGAAAGGCAAAGAGUCAGACAAGUGUUUCUGGAGUGGAUGAGUAAUGGUGCAAAGAUCCAUACAGCGAAGCCAAUCAAGGGACAGUUGAGGGAAGGGUAUUCUGAAAAUGGAGAGUGCCAGAGAAGCAAUGGCUUAAGAAAACUAUGUGGCAGACAGGCUCUUGUUGAUUUACUGCUGAAGGCUCAGAUGCAGCGGAAAAGAGAACUUAAAUGUUUGAUGGAGGCCCGACUUGUUUCGGAAUUUGCUCAUCGUAAGCGUAUCGAGUCACUGCAUAAAGGUAGAUUCUUGCAUGAUGAAAGAUUGACAUGGGGUGAACGAGCCGCUUCAGUUGCAGCAAGUGAACUAGGCCUUCUGAGACAAAGGCAAACUGUAUCCUGUUUGAGGGAAGAAUUUUCCAGGAUGGACCAUAAUAAUCAUGGUCACUUGUUCGGUAUUCCAUCAAAGGAUUCUUCUAAUGUUGAGCAUCAUGUUCUUGCAAAGGUUAACUCUCAACGGAACAUUGGACUAGAGGUUGCCAAUGAUUUGCAUAGACAAUCUGAUCUUGCAAUCGUUGCAUAUGAUAUUUCAGAGGGGACAGUUGGGGAAUCAAAUCAGCAUGAAACUGUACAAACUGCCGAAACAGCAGUGCAACACUUAGAAUGUCAAAACAGACAAGAAGAGGCAUUAUCUAUACCUGAUUCAGAUGCUAUUGAAAGUUCACAUGAUAUUGUUGCAUCUGAUAUUCCAGAGGGUACAGUUGGGGAAUCAAAUCAGCAUGAAACUGUACAAACUGCUGAAACAGCUGAGCAACACUUAGAAUGUGAAAAUAGACAAGAAGAUGCAUUAUCUAUACCUGAUUCAGGUGCUAUUGAAAGUUCACAUGAUAUUGUUGCAAUGGAGGAUGAUGAAGGUCAAAUAUCAGAAGAUCACGAUGCUUUUGGUGAGUAUCAUGACCAAAAUGGUGAGUCCAAUGAUCACAGAACUUAUGGUGGGAUGGAUGAUUGGGAAGAAAACUCGAUUGACAGUUUAGACUGGCAAGGAAAUGUUUAUUGCACAGAACUUAGAGAACUACUCAGCAGGAGACAUGUUUCUAAUCUACUACAAAGUGGUUUCCGUGAGAGAUUAGACCGGGUGAUGCAAUCUUAUGUGGAGAGGCAAGGGAUGGCUUCUUUUGACUCGGCAAUGGAUGGGUCAACAUCCUCCUUUGGUUCUAUUGACCAUGGUCAACAUCAGGAAAAUUAUGAUCAGUAUGAUGACUACACAAAUGAUAUAGAGAGAAAUCACUUUCCCGUGUCUUCUCGAGGUUCUAUAUCUCUGCCUCUUUGGGGCCAGGAGUUGCAGCACAGCCAGCACUCAAAUAUGAUUUGCCUGAACCUUCAUCCAUGUCCAGAAAUGGACUGGGAAAUCAUAAACGAGUUGAGGAUUGACAUGAAUAGGCUUCAACAGCAGAUGAGUAGUAUGCAGAGGAUGCUAGAAUCAUGCAUGGACAUGCAAUUUGAAUUGCAUCACUCAGUACAGCAUGAAGUCUUUGCGGCUUUACACAGAUAUUCUGUUUCAAAAGAUACAUGUGAAAGAAAACUAAUGAAUGAAGAUUCCAAGUGGGAUUGCGUGAGAAAGGGAAUUUGUUGCCUAUGUUACACACAGAGAAUAGAUUCCUUGCUCUACAGGUGUGGCCACAUGUGCACUUGUAUAAAAUGCUCAGAGAAACUGGUCCAGUGGAAUGGAAAGUGCCCAAUGUGUCAGGCGCCAGUAUCUGAGAUGAUCCGGUCUUGCCCUACACAAUAAUUGAAAUAUCAUUGAAAGGGAAAAAGCUCUGAUCUUGCAGCCUUUCUGGUCAAUGUCAAAGUAAUAUGGAGGAAAGCUAAGAAAGGGAAAAAGCUCUGAUCUUUGCAGCCCUUUCUGGUCAAUCUCGAAGUAAUAUAGGCUAAUGAAAGCAAAAAGGUCUGAUGUUGCUUCCUUCCUGGUAAAUGUCAAAGUAAAUUAAGCCAAGGAAUGGGAAAAGCUCUUAUUUUUGGUAACUGUUAUUUUCUUUUGGAGUGAGAGUAAGGUAUGGGCUACAAAGAGCCAACCAAACCUGGCUCUCACUCACUUAUUUAAAAAAGUUCUUAUAUAUAGAAAACUUACAUUAUAGUCAUGGAAGAAUGGUCAAUGUAGUAACAAUGAAUAAUGGAAUGGGCUCUCUUUUCAACUCAACCUUGACCUCACUUACACAGAAGUCCAAGGUUUUAUGAUGGCUUGUAACAGUUUACUGCCUGGGUGUGCAUAGUACGCUUGAAUAACGUGCAUGUAUUGAAGACGUUCAAACUCAAAGUAGCCUGAAAUGUGUAUAUGGUCAUUUCCUAACAUGUUGCCUCUUUUUUCCUUGAUCUAAUAAAUUUAUCAUCAUUAACCAUUGAA